CGUGGUUUCAGCUAUCGCAGGGUUCGGAUUUUUCCAGGAGCUGUUUGGGGUGAGAGGUGUUGUCGAAAACGUCAGAUUUCGACGUGUUUGUUUAGGAGGUGUGAGUUGAGGUGAAGCGGUACUGCCGGUAGAGAUCAUGUCAAGUGGAGGAGGGAGAUGCUACAAGUGCGGCAAAAUUGGUCACUUCAUCAAGGAUUGCAAACAAAAGACAAGUGGUAUGUUCAGAAGAGAGAAAUGUUAUCAGUGUGGACGUACUGGCCACAUCGCCCGUGAGUGCAACACACGCUGUUAUAAAUGUAACAAGCAUGGGCACAAGGCGGCCGAGUGCCAGUCAGAUUUGGUGAAUGGAGCAUGCUACAACUGCGGCAAGCAAGGCCACGUGCAGCGUGACUGCGAGAGCUCUCUCAAGCCAUGCUACCGCUGUGGUGAGACUGGCCACAUCGCUAAGGAAUGCCCAGAGGUGAACGUGGAGGAUAACCGCAAGUGCUUCACUUGUGGGGAGGUUGGACAUAUCUCCAGCAAUUGUAAGGAGAAGGGACGCUCCCAGAAUAAUGUCACCUGCUACAGGUGCAAAGGCCAAGGCCACAUCUCCAAGGACUGCGACCAGCCAAACCCUCGCCCGCAGGACACUCGUGAGUGCUACAAGUGUCAUAAAACAGGCCACCUUGCCAGGAAUUGCACCUAUGAAGCAGAGGAUGAUGAUUAGAGAUUUCCCUGUUUCGUCAUGAAGUAAUUCCACCAGAGGACUGACAUUAAAAGAAAGAUGGUCGCUUGACACUGUAGCAGCAGCGAACCAUUGAUUUAUUAGCGUAGCGCUUGAUCUCUGUAGUAAGUCCUGUAGACAAGCAGCAGACAAUAUGUUAACAACUGUUAUUAGUUGAAGUUAAAGUAGGUGUUUUGGGCUUGAAGUGAUAUGUGGUGGGUGUGCUCACUUUCUCGGUCAGGGCCUUGAAAUCCUGAAGGGCCGAAGGCAUUUCACUAGAAUAUGAGAAAUUCAAAUUUUACAAAACUUAAAUUGGGGAGGUGUCCUCUUGCAAAGUCAGGAUGUUUUGUCCUAUGUCAAUUGUCAACGCAUUUCUGUUUGUUUAAAUUCCUGAAAAUAAAUUGUGACACUUUCAAUGAAGUGUGUGGAACAAAGCUAGGGGAUGAAACAACCCAGCUGAACAAGUUUGACGGUGUGAAUCGUUUUCAUUGGAAUGGUUAAAUUCUUUACACAAAUUGCUAACUUGUCUCUGUUAGAAAUUGCCUUUGGACCUAAAGGGUUUCAUGACAGUGGAUUGAGCCUGUGUAAUAGUGAUCCAAGUAAUGCAAGACAACAGUUCCACAUCGAAGUGCAUGACAAUCCGUGCCAUCCAUACAUGUAUGAAAUUGUGAAGUAUAAAGGACUCAAGUUGCUGGUUAAAGCGUCAGUUGCUAGUAACUUGGACCACUAUUUCACAAGCCCCAAUCUCCCUUUCCACCUCGAGUGUAACAAAGCCAGAGGUGGAGACAAGGCCCGAUCUGACCUACUUGUGUUGUAUAUUUUCUCUAUUGGUGUUCAAGAAGUGUAAUGUGUAUCAAGUGGUAGAGCUAGGAGAAGGUGUUUGAAGUUUGUUUCAUUUUCAUCUGGUUAGUCUCCCUAUUCUGAUAACCUGAUCAAGCAUCUGAAGUCUUCUCUUGGUGGCAUGCCUGUAACCACAAUCGAGGUAUAAUGCCGUAAAGGUCUAGUUUGACAACUUGAGGCGAGCUAUUUUCACUGGCAUUAGAUAUUGAAAUUUGAAUUGGCGAGCAUCGCUACCAAAAAGGCUUAUGCAAGAGGCUAAAUCCUGACAGUCAACCAGAGUAGUCAACACAGGCCUCGCGUAUGGUUAUGACGGCAUCUGUUAUAGAAGUAGAACUGCGCACAAGAUACAUUCGCUGAGUCGAUUUAAUUUGCAACUGUCAAUUUUCAAUGUCAUUUAAACUUUACUAUCAAAAGACUUUAUGGUAAAAACUGUCGCUUUAAAAGUUACGUUGUGGUACUUGUCCCAUGAAUCAAAUGUAUAAACACUUGCCAAUGACUGAUUAUUUUCUACUUAGAGCAAAGAUUUUGUAUACGUCUGUGCCAAAUUUUGGAAAUUACUUUUGCACAUCAUCUAGUCAGCAGAAUUCAGCUGUAAUUUCGUGGUAUAGAUAGUAAAUCAUCGGGGUUUUGAAAAGUAUCUGGAAUAUUGUGAAUAUCAAAUUUAUAUUUUGUUAAUUAUCGUAAAUAAUGUACACGAAUAAUCAGAAUAUCAUGUGAAAUUGUUAUGGGGCGACCAUAAAAGCCAUUGGGAGGUUAUAAAUAGUACUUAUUAUGUACUACAAAUGUCAGACUGUUCAAUAACAUAAUUUAUGCAAGUUUGGAGGAAGAGGUUGAAUUCGGGGAGUUUAAGUCUUUAGGCUGUGAUCUUUUAUAUUUUGAAAGAAAAAUAUUCAACAAAAUCUGUUUAUAAGUAUUGUCUGAAAAUCAUGUACAUGUACAUUGAUGAAAAUGCGAAGUUUGUUCAUAAAAUUUGUAUUUCGUGGACUGCCUGAACCCUAUUUUUCACAUUUACAUAUACGUUCAUGAUAUAGCUAAAAAUCUUUCAUGUCUUAUGUUCUUAUUUACUUUGUGCUUACACCCUGGUUGUGCAAUAAAACCUUCAAAGCUGAUAGGUUGAGUUUUUGUGCACACAGUCAAACUUGACUCACCGUAAUUUAUUAAUCUUGAAAGCAAACGCCAUAUAAUGAUUUUAAACGUACUGAAAAAUGACUUGAUCAUUACUGUGCACAACAACAUAGGGUGAAAAUUAGCACAUUAAAAUUCUUUAAAAGACUGUUAAAGUAUUUAUUUAUUACAUGUAUUUAUCUUUUUAUUUUUCCUCGAACAGUAGCUUGAUCUCAUUUACAUCAUCCGGUCGUUUUUAAAGCUCAUGUGUAUUUGAAUUAUUAGCCUAUAAGUUAGGGAAACUUGUUGUUUGGAAAUGACACUUAAUGUGCUAUACUUGGAAAUUUGUUCCGAAGUGGAUUUUUGAUUAUUGGUUUGAAUAAAAUUUGUUCUUUGAUAGAAGCACAAAAAUCAUAUGAAGUUUUGGCUUUGUCUCUGGAAUAUUGAAAUGAUUCUCACAAAUCAUGUAUAAGUUCUACAUGUUACUACUGUACACUACAUGUAAGUUAGUAGUAAUUAGAAAAAGAGUCAUCAAAAUGCUUCUCUAUUUAAAAUGAUAAGAAUGAUAGCGUUUCUACAUAUGGUUGACAGGUAAAAUCAUGAAGCCAAACGUUCUGUUAUUGUUUACAAUUAAAAAAAUUACUCGCAUAUCAUUCAGGGUGACCCUCCUCAUAGAACCAUUCCACAAUUUUUGUUAUGUAAAUCUAGCAUUAGUUUUGUACAAAUAUUUUGGUAACAAUAAAAUGCCUCUUAUUUCACUGAGUAUUGCCGCAGCCAAAACAACAUUUGCUCCUUUAUUUCUAAGCGAAUUUCACGAACACUUACAUUGUUCAAAGAUUUGAUAAUUGUAUGCCAGCCAGUGUUCUUUAGAAGGUUCAUAUGUUGGCAAAAAAAUGCAAUUUUGCAGUGUUCAAGCAAUUUGACCAGGAUUGGUACAUUUGCCUUGCAGAGGAAUUCUUCUCUCAUCUUAACUUUUUUUGGUGAAAUUUGGUAAAAAAUAAAGAAUAUAUGACAUUUUUGCCACGGCAGUACCUUGGGAUAUGAAGAGUAGGCACAUUUUGUACACUGGAGGACACACCAUGUGUUUUGUACCUUUAUAAGUAUCUAUGGAUGUAGCAUAACCAAUCUUGUGCAUUUUUCUGUUGAAGAAUUUUAAGUCGCAUCAAGUAUAUUUGAUUUCAACUUUAUUUGUUCUGUUCAGUCCUGUAGGAUUAUUCUUAAAUAUCAACAGACAAUUUAUAAAGGAUAUUUUCAUGAACAGAAAAACGUUUUGGGUAGGAUUGGUGGCGAUCGUAUUUUUUGUAGCCACUGUUUACAUUCAUGAUCAUAUAGAAUUAAGACGUGAACAGCAUAAGUAGCUAAAUGACAUUUAUCAGGGACUUCUUGUGAUAAACCAGGUUAUAGCCAUAAACAGGGGUUAUAGCCAACUUUAUAAGUGUAACCAAGGGAUGAGAGUCUUGAAGAUGUUCUUGUUUCAAUACAGUGUGGCUUCAAGGGAUAUUUUCAAAAUAUUUUUUUUGUAUGAUUCGUCCUUCUCCUUAGUGUUAUUCUGCAGUUGGUGUGUCUUUUUUACGCAUUUCCUGUUGUUGGUUAGAGGGAGCUCCUGCUUUGUACUUUCAUAUUAACAACUUUGUAAAGUCUAAAUAUGGUACAGAUGAUUUGUAUAUCAGUUUUUCAGGCAUAAACAGCUAUUUCUCUGUAAGGGGUCAUACUUUUAAGUAUGAACAUGUUGUUCUAAGAUAUAACUGGUAUUUAAACACUACUGGGCUACCCAAAUGUAUUCAAAACUCUGGUAUUGGUUUUAUGAAGUACAUUAUUUGGUUCACAUUAGUUUUCACUGAUUUCUUGGAGCAAAAAUCCAUUGGUCACACACACCUUCAUUCUUUGCUUGUCCGCAAUAGGGAGUUGAGUAGUAUGUCUUAUACUGGGCACUGUGUUUUAAAAAAAUUAUCAGAUUUAAUGGAGAGGAGUUGACCAGCCGAGAUGCGUGCAGUCCUUCCUUUUUACGGCCGUUUAUUCCAGUGUUUAGGCUUUCUUCAGAGGGUAGUUUGUUAUUGUAUUACUAUGUAUAAGAACACGUCCUACACGCACCUCGGCUGUGGAGUUUUUAAAAACUUGUUCGACUUUAAAUUGUCAAUGUCAUCGAAGAAAAUUUCCCAUGUUUUAGGCUGCACAAUCACAAAAUUUUAAACAACAUCAAAUUUUGUACUGAUGCUGUCUGCUGGUACACUUUUAAUGUACAAUGUACAUGUAGUUCGCCGUAUCUGAUUCCAAAUCUACUGGAUUUUCUCCCUUUUUUGGCGUGUUGUGCAAGUUUCAUAUCCAUUAUUGAUCAUUGCUCGUCCCUGGCAUUGGUAAUUAACUAGUCGGACAGAUGACAUGGGUGUAUGUACAUAAGGUGAUAAAAGCGUGUUAUUUCAUAAAAAUUCAUAAAUAUGCAUAUUUUAAAGAAUGAUAUUUUUAUGCAUUUAAUUAGCUCGUUAGUCACGUGUUCAUGAAGUUUGACUACGAGGAGUUUGGAGGUGUUUUGAGGUCAUGGCGAGGUUACCAUGGAAACCAUAAUGUGCAUAACCAUGAUCAUCUAAAGUGAGAGGAGGCGAGAUCUAGAGUUGGAGAUACUGCCACCUAGGAACGACGAAACGUACUAGAUAUUUAUUUUUAUACCGUAUCUGGGAGUUGGCUAUUAAUGGACUUUUUGGUGAAAAUUGAGCAUUUAUUUAAAGGUGGCUCGUUUUGUUUUUAGGCAGCAGUUCACUCGUUCCUAGGUAGCAGUGGUGAUUUGCAAAAUAAAAGUGCAAAAUCUGGUAUUUUGCUGAUAACUUAUUUUGCAUGCUACCUUUGAUGAAGGUGCUGAUAAUUUUUUAGAAGUAAAAAAUAUGUAAUGGA
Lineus longissimus is the source of this 5533-nucleotide messenger RNA. Its product is annotated as CCHC-type zinc finger nucleic acid binding protein-like. Gene Ontology annotation, molecular function: zinc ion binding; single-stranded RNA binding; mRNA binding. Bases 137 to 706 code for a protein of 189 amino acids. The record is from RefSeq and is a predicted model, not a curated record. NCBI's taxonomy places the organism in Eukaryota, Metazoa, Nemertea, Pilidiophora, Heteronemertea, Lineidae. Gene Ontology annotation, biological process: positive regulation of cytoplasmic translation. The transcript has 6 exons. Gene Ontology annotation, cellular component: cytoplasm.